Molecule: messenger RNA, 582 nt
Organism: Cetraspora pellucida
Lineage: Eukaryota; Fungi; Glomeromycota; Glomeromycetes; Diversisporales; Gigasporaceae
Source: the annotation of a GenBank genome assembly
AUGGAAGCUAAAGAUAGGCAUUUGAAAGCUUUUUUUGAUGAACUUGUAUUAUCAGCAAAUUUGUCACAAAAAAAGCAUGAAUCGUAUCCUAAAAUUAUGUCUCAGUUGCUACUCAUUUGUUAUAUUCUUUGUGAUAUAUGUAACAAAUUUAUUAUUAAUGUAAAGCAUAAUCUAGCUCUUUAUCUUGAUUCUACAGACACAGAUAAUUCAACUAUUAAUGCUUUAGCAGAACUUGGUAUUAUAUCAAUGUCCCAAACAGUUUGGCAUAAAAAAAAAGAAAUUUCAGAAAGCCAUAUGGAUACAAUAAACAACCAUUUAGAAAAAUAUCAUGAGACUUCUAUGGUCUUAAACAUAGAUGAUUAUUAUAAUAUAUAUACAAAUCAUGUUCCAAAGAGUAGUAAAAUGUUAACCUUAACUCAUAUGGCAACAAUUCUUCUGAAUCUAAUAAAUGCAACAUUACCAAUUCCUAUUAAUUUUAACAAUAUAAGCAUUCAUAAUCCAAAACUUGUCAAUGCUGACUCUCUAAAAGUUGAUUUAGAGAAUAGAUUUAUAGAAUUGUUAGAAAUGCCUUUUAAUGAAUGA